Molecule: messenger RNA, 1311 nt
Organism: Coccidioides immitis RS
Lineage: Eukaryota; Fungi; Ascomycota; Eurotiomycetes; Onygenales; Onygenaceae
Exons: 1
Coding region: 336-1031 (231 amino acids)
Source: RefSeq, a predicted model, not a curated record
GGCUUUUUCAACCAAUGCCACAGCAGUUCAGGGGUUCAGCGAAGGUGGAUCUCGGGGACACGGUGAAGUUACAUUAACCAUGAAACUUAGAGCUACGACAUCAGCCAAAUCCCCAUCCGAUUCCGCCAUAAAGAACUGAGAAGUGCGGCCGGAAAUGGCAACAUGGGGGCUGGCAAUCCCUGAAAAUUCUAUAUAUCUAAUGGAGGGGACCUGCUUCGCUUCACCGUUCCUCAAGAGCUCUGUUCUCUUCGGCUCAGAUGUGAAGUCGUCUCUCCAUUCUCUUUAUCUUCCCUGUCUCUCCAAGAAGAGUGAGCAGCUAAUAAAAUACUGUCAUCAUGCACUUGGCUUCUAUCUUAACGUGCCUACUGGCAGCGACCGUCUCUGUCUCGGCAAGCCCAGGCAGUGAAAGAACCCAAAGACGGCCUUCUCUCGCGGUCCCGAGGUGCCCCAGAAAAGCCACAGCCUCGUUUGACAAGUCCGUCCCCGAAAUGAAGGCCUUCCCCAACACCCAGGUCGACCUUUGCUGGGAGCCGACAGCAUUCCAGUUCACCUUCAAGGCCUUCGAUGAGACUAACUUCUACUUCGACCCCAAGCACCGCACAAACGAUGACAUCUGGAAAUACGAGGUCAUGGAAGCCUUCAUCUACCACGGCACGAACGAUCCACAGACCUACUUCGAGUUUGAAGUUAGUCCGAACAAUGUCACCUACCAGAGUUUCGUAUACAAUCCGUCCAAGGUGCGUAAGGAGGGUGCGCCUUUUGAUCACUUUUUUGUGAGCGACCCUGCUGCCGAUGGAUUCACGUCUAUCACGACCCUGGACCGCAAGGCCCAGACUUGGGUGUCGGAAGUCAAAAUUCCUCUGGCGUUGUUCAAUGUCGAUCGGCCUCGCCUUUCUCGAUGGAGAAUGAACUUCUUCCGCACCGUCACUUCUCCGGCCACCUAUCCGAAUCAGGAGCUGGGAGCGUGGAAUUCACCCGACGUAGCCAGCUUCCACGUAACGCCCUUCUUUGGCGAUGUUAUUCUUGUUUAGGCGAUCAGAUAAAGUGUUUUGUGUGCAGCCCGUGGUGACGAAAUGGUAUGCUGCUGCAAUCAUCAGCAUAUUCUGAUAUUUAACGGAAACGCAGUGAUUUUUCGCGAUGCUGCAUUAGGGCCAAGGAUUGUGUCUCUCAGGAUUGGAUGCCUUUUUAACUUAGAUAGCGCAUACCUACUACACCUCGGAAAGGAAAAUAUAUUUCUACGCCAUUUCUCUUUUCCUCUGUCCUCACCUAGAUCCUCCAAGCGGUAUCGUUGAAAUACAACAUUGCAUCUGA